This is a messenger RNA of Hydatigera taeniaeformis, 420 nucleotides long. NCBI's taxonomy places the organism in Eukaryota, Metazoa, Platyhelminthes, Cestoda, Cyclophyllidea, Taeniidae. The record is from the annotation of a GenBank genome assembly.
AUGAGUGACUAUGACAGGUUGAAAGUCAUUGUUGUCGGUGACUCGGGGGUGGGCAAAACCGCCUUUGUGCAUUUACUCUGCUAUGAGCAGGUUCUCCCUAAUCCAUCGUGGACAGUAGGCUGCAGUAUUGAAUUAUCGAUUUUUCCGCGGCCUGGAUCCACUGACAAUGCUAUAAAUCGAAUGGGACAUUCUAGGACGCUUAACGGCGAGCGCUAUUUCGUUGAAUUCUGGGACAUUGGGGGGUCGGCAAACCAUGCUAACACUCGUUCCGUAUUUUACGACAAUGUGCAUGGUGUUAUUCUGGUUCACGAUCUCACCAACAAGAAGUCGGAGGCCAACCUGGAGAAAUGGCUGAUCGAGGUCACUUCCAAAGGGCGAGCGUACGUAAACAAUUCAUUAUGGAUUUUUCUUGUGACCUAA